Molecule: messenger RNA, 3987 nt
Organism: Rhopilema esculentum
Lineage: Eukaryota; Metazoa; Cnidaria; Scyphozoa; Rhizostomeae; Rhizostomatidae
Product: glutamate receptor 2
Biological process (GO): monoatomic ion transport
Cellular component (GO): membrane
Molecular function (GO): ligand-gated monoatomic ion channel activity; signaling receptor activity
Source: RefSeq, a predicted model, not a curated record
UUGUAUUUCUUGUGAAAUUUUUCUUUAAUGCAUAGUACAUGCAAUGAUAAGACUUCAUUUAUUAAGAAAUGUCGAGCAAUUCUGCGUAAGGACCAGCGCUUGAUGAAAAUAAAGAAAUUUGCAAGUUGAAAAUUAGCACGAUUCUCCAUGUAAUGUUAUGAAAAUGUAAGAUACAGUCACACGGAAGACUUCAAAGUUUUUCUAAUAGAGACGUAUUCUUUGUUUAUGGUUAUUUCAAUUUAGAAAUGACAUUGAUUAACACUACCGUUUCAGUAACAAUCCUUUCAUUGCCAAAGAGGACACACUUAAGAUCUAUGUUUAUUAAACAUAACAAAAAGCGCCCAUAAUGCAUUUUCCAAUUUAGCAAGCGUAUCAUUAAUUAUGAAAUGAGAUAUGUUUAAAACCAUUGAAAAGAUACUGGGCGGAUAUCUUCAAAGAAGAGCGGAGAAUGAAGAAGGACCUUUGGGAUUUCUUCAAUACAGUUUAUAUACAGUAGCAGCAACAGGUGGCAGUGUAUCUUUUACAAUUCGAAUACAUUUUGCGUGAUGCCAUUAGAGGUAUACCUUAGUGGCACUUUGGUUAUUGCGGGGUAUGCAGAAAGCUAACGACAGCAAAUGUUUAGUUCAAAACCAAAGGUGGGAAUGUAAACAGCACAACAGAUUGUUCAAUAUGCCUUGGGUGUCUGUCAUAACCAACCCAUUCUCUUUGGUGACGAUGGUUAUCCUUGAUUGUCUGCUUGGUGCGUCGGCAGAAGCAUUCACAUUUGCAAUACUUGCAAGUAACUCCAGUCGCUCGAAAGUUGCAGCAAACCAAUCAGUAAUUGAUCUUAACACAGCGUAUUCAAACAUGACAUUCAAGCUGGAUAUCUACGACCCUUUGGAGAAAAAAGUAGAUCUACUAGAUCUGGGUUCGCAACUUUUACAACGGAACACUUCCAUUCUGGUCCGAGUUUCUGGCAAAGAAAGGACAGCGAUUUUUGUAUCAGAUGUGUUGAGAACGCAAACUGUUGAAACGUGGAAACGCAGCCAAACAUCUUGGACAGCACUAAGCAAUUCUAUCUCGAUGGUAGCCAGUAUGAAAGAGAACAGUGAAGUUAUUGUAAAAAUUGUGAAGAGGCUACAGUUGUUGUCUGUCAGUAUCAUUUACCAAAAUUCAAGAAACCUUGAUAUGGACACGCUCAGCGAAUCAUUAGCAAAAGAAAAUGUUGCUCAACAUUACAUCAGCAUUGAUUGCAAAAGUGAUGGAACAGUGGAGGAGCAUGCAUACGACAGGCUUAAAUCGAUUGUAACAGAAAAAUCAGAUGGUAUUGUUGUCAUUUAUGACGAAGAGAAGCUUCAAAAGCUGUUUGAUUCUUUAAAGAUUGAGUACAUUGGCAUACAGGCUGUUCCCUCCACUUUUAUUAUCUAUGAUCCAAUAGCUGGGACAGCCUUAGAAGUUGGUAGGGCACAUACUGUCAUUGCCUUACAAGUUAGUUUGGAGAAUACAGAAAAGUCGAAUGAUUUUUAUAAUGCUGUUGAAAAGGUACCCUCUGAUGGCAGAUCAAUGACAGAGCAUGCAUUGAUCUAUGAUGCUGUAAUGACAGCUGGAAAUUCCAUCGCUAGACUCAAUUCACGAGGCAAGUGGAACAAAUACAGUGGGACAUUGCUUCAACGAACAGUAACAAGCGCUGCCAACGCUUUAAUUCUUCGCAGCGAGUUGACAAAGUUCAAAAGCUUCGGACUGACAGGGAACUUGGAAUUCGAAAGCAACGGUUUUCGUAAAAAAAUGCCUUUUCAAAUAAUGGGCCUAAAGAAGAAUAAUUUCACAAAGAUUGGAUACAUCGAUGAAAAUGGUGUAGUAUCACUCCUAACAGCACCUCAAACAAACUUUAAUUAUGAAACAUUGCUUAAAGUGAAUGGUCAUUUGAAAGUAGUGACAAUCGAGGAUGCACCUUUCACGAUGAAAGAGACUCUGUCAAAUGGAACAGUCAAAUACCAUGGGUUUUUAAUUGACAUCUUAGAUAAAAUUGCAGAAGAAGCAAAUUUCACUUACACGUUAUAUGAGGUGGCUGAUGGGAAAUAUGGUCACUUGGAGGAUGGCAGGUGGAGAGGAAUUGUUGGUGAUGUCUUAUACAAGAAAGCUGACAUGGCUCUCGGCAUGUUGACAAUAACAUCGGUAAGGCAAGAGGUGGUUCACUUCAACACACCAUUCAUGGAAGUGAGCAUUGGUUUUGUAACGAAAAAAGAGCAAGCAGCUCAUGUUAAUUUGCUUUUGUUCAUGGAACCAUUUAGCGGAGCGGUCUGGGGACUAGUCUUGACGGCUUGCAUUUUUAUUGGGGUCUUCCUUUACUCUAUUGACGCUUGCAGCCCAUAUGGUGGGAAGCAAACUGGAGAAAAAGCUACUGGCAGACCAGGAACAGAAUUUGAUAUUAUGAACAGCAUUUGGUUUUCAGUUGCUUCAAUUCUACUUCAAGGCCCGGAUAACACCCCUAGGUCUUUAUCAGGACGACUGUUGGUUGGUGGAUUCUGGUUCUAUGUGCUGAUACUCACCUCGAGUUACACUGCCAAUCUGGCUGCCUUCUUUACUUCUACAAAAGCUAAGAGUCAGCUACUUGACCUGGAAACAGUCUUGAAAAAUGGACAUCAAUUCACGGUUGUAAAAGACACUGCUCUAGAGCAAUUUCUAUCAAAAUCUGACUACCAAGUUUAUAGUCGUGUUUACGAGCGCAUGGUAGCACUCAAUGACCUAUCCCAUAGUACAGAUGACGCCACGAAAAGAGUGCGAGAGACAAAGAACAUGUACUACCUAGAAGAAAAGCCAUUCAUAAAAUGGAAAAUCAACGAGAAACCAUGUGACCUUGAAUUAACUGACACAUCGCUACCGAAAUCAUCUUUUGGUAUGCCAGUGAGAAAGGACUCUCCUCUCAAGGAUGCUAUUACUCAUGCGAUAUUGAAGGUCACUGAGUCAGGAUAUCUGAAGAAACGAGAGCAGUAUUACACUAGCAAACUGUCGGAAUGCAGUGAUCCUGAGGACGAAUCAAGUUCAAAUGGAAUAACUGCAGAUGGCCGUAUCGAGCCCAUUCAAAUGCUUGGUGCAUAUUCAUUUCUGAUCGGUGGCACCUUUAUUGCCGUUUGUGCCUUACUUGCCGAGAUAUUUUGGAAAAAGAAAGUUGAAGAACGUGCUGCAAAAGCUAAAGCUCGUUUCAAAAAGAGCAUCCAAAAUGUGAGAGCACGAAAGUUUACAGCAGUAACGUUCCAGGGCUUUGCAUCUAGCAUAAACAGACGAACAAGGGUUCAGAAGAAUACACUUCAAAUUGCUGUCAAAGGGUUUAAGGAUGGAAUGCCCGGCUCGAGCAAGUCGUGAAAUAGAUGUCUUUGUUGAUUUUAUUUAAACUGGAACCAGGAAGAAACAGCACAAGAUGGUGUUUGCAGAAAUCUGGAACCAGUUUCUGAUAUCAGAGACAUGCUAAUCAGUGUCAGAGUAAAGCUGAACUUCGUGAAUAAGUGGUAACAGAGGAAAAGUCAGAAAUUGUUUACUAGGAGCAAAUUCUUUUGGAUACUAAACAGCGAUCUGUCGUAUUGCUUUUCUAUUGCAAAGAAGGGAAUAUUUGUUUCCAAAUGCUUAAUUAAAGGUAAUAGCGCUUGAAGGAUCAUCUGCACCAUUUUGUGCUGGUGCUUACUUUCUUUCGAAUAUGGAUUAAGUGCAAGAUCGGUAUCGGCAUUGAUAAGGGUUGUUGGAAAACAUCCAUGGUUCUGUCAUAGUUUUGAAAAAUGGUACAGAAAUCGAAAAGUAUAAAAAAGGUUAGCUGAAGCAUUAAAAUAAAAUUUUUUCGGACGAUCGACCUUUAAGGAUAAAAAUUAUGCAAAAUAUGAUUUUCUUAAAAUUUACUUUAUUGCUGUUGUGACCUGGACGGAACAAAGAGGUAUACCACAUAGAGAGACUUGUCUUCGAAUACGAUUAUAAUAGAUAUAAAUGCAAAUCUGUAUACCCAAAAGAGAGUACCUCUUU